ACAAGAUCCUGAUCUAACUGCACACACCAGAAGGAAUAAUUAACCACCAGGGGGAUUUCAGCAGCAUUCAAAGACUGGAAAGUGUCAGAUAUCUAGACAGCCAAAGUCUGGACAAAAUAAACUUUCUACAAGGAGUUCAUGGAAAUCUGAAGACGUGAAGAAGCAGAUGUGAUUUUUGGAGGCUGAUGGGGUUGCCUUUACACUUCAAGGCAAAACAGAUCCAGUAGUAGAACAGCUGCAUCUGUUGAACUCUAAAUUCAUGAGCCAUGGCUGGGCCCCUUUCCUACUCGUUGCAGGCCACUGCGGUAAUUGCUGCGGUCAUCACUUUUCUCACCCUUUUCACCAUUUUUGGCAAUGUGUUGGUAAUUAUUGCAGUGCUCACCAGUCGUUCCUUAAAAGCACCUCAAAAUCUGUUCCUGGUGUCACUGGCUGCAGCUGACAUCUUGGUAGCAACUCUCAUAAUUCCUUUCUCAUUGGCCAAUGAACUGAUGGGCUACUGGUAUUUUGGCAAGGUCUGGUGUGAGAUGUACUUGGCACUAGAUGUUCUUUUCUGCACUUCCUCAAUAGUGCACUUAUGUGCCAUCAGCCUGGACAGGUACUGGUCAGUCAGUCAAGCUAUUGAGUAUAACUCAAAGAGAACACCUAAGAGGAUAAAGUGCAUUAUCCUGAUAGUGUGGACCCUAGCUGCCCUUAUUUCCCUGCCUCCUCUCUUUUACAAGGGUAAGAAAAAGGACCCAUCUAAUGAAAAACCCCAGUGCAUGCUGAACGAGGAUCCCUGGUAUAUUCUUUCUUCCAGCAUCUGUUCGUUCUUUGCACCAUGCCUUAUCAUGAUUCUUGUGUAUCUCAGAAUUUACCUUAUUGCCAAACAAAGAAGCAGGAAAAGCACAGACAGCAGCAAGCCCACAGUGAGGACCUCUAGGUUUUUCACUUACACCAUAGGACGCAGUGUAGAAAGUUCAAUAGCACAAGCCCAUACUUCUGGCGUCCCCAAAGCGGAGAAUGGCACCACAAAGGAGGACAUCCAGCAUGGUGUACCGGUGUCCUCUCCUACACAUGAAAAUCACAAAGACCAGCACCCAUGGCAACUCAAACCUGAGCAACCAAGUGCUCCAAAUCAAACCAAUGGUCAUGGCCCAACCAUGCUGGACACCUUGGCCACAGUAAAAGGUGUGGUGCUCUUGGCUAGCAAAAACAAAGAGUCUGUACAGGACUUGUCAAAGAAGAAAAUUCACAUUAAUAGAGAAAAACGAUUUACUUUUGUUCUUGCUGUUGUCAUUGGAGUUUUUGUACUCUGCUGGUUCCCUUUUUUUUUCACCUACAGUCUAAGAGCCAUCUGUCCUGAUCGGUGUUACAUUCCAGACAGCAUGUUCCAGUUUUUCUUCUGGAUAGGAUAUUGUAACAGUUCUCUCAACCCAGUUAUAUAUACAAUCUUCAACCAGGACUUCAGGAAGGCCUUUAGAAAAAUCCUGUGCAGCCACUGGAUACAAACAACUUGGUGACCAGCAAGAGAUGAGCCAUCAAAGAACUUCUUAUUUAUUUAGCCUGGACUUGCUCCAUUUUUGUGUGUGAGUGAGAAGAAACUUUAUAAAACUAUUAACUUGGUGAAAUCAUUGUCUGCUGCUUUGUCUAAUUUCUAAUGCUGCUGAAAAAUGUCUCGUACUCAAAUAUACUUUUUAACUCCUCAAUUCUCGGUGGAAUUUGGUUAACUCCAACUGUAUUAUUCCACUGAUUCUAUUUGUUUUUUUUAUUUAUUUUUUUGUUCUUUAAACUGUAUGUGACUUUUCUAAUUACAUGAUAUGUAAAUUUAUGAUCUGUCUGUUAUCGGUCUGCAAACUGUAGUUCAUUACAAAGGCAGAAAACACAUCUUUGAUCUUUCUCUAUUUAUUCUUUCCUGGAUGCAGAUGGACAUGAUUUGGUAAGGACUCUUACAUUUACUGUGUUAAUGCUGGACAUCCAAAGAAAUGACUUGCCGGCUUUAACUGGGUAAUUCCAUAUUAGGGACAAUUUAAACAAAUAGAAUAUUUAUGUAUUUUUGUUCUUUAUUGUAUUGAGAAUUAAUAAUAUAUCUCCAUGGUAGCGUCUAAAUGAUGUGAUUUUUUUUCUUUACAUCCUUUCCAAAUAUAGCACACACCAUUUACUAUCUGGUGAUAUGGAUGUAUUAUAUUACAUUGGUCACACAGUCA
Pelobates fuscus (common spadefoot toad) is the source of this 2183-nucleotide messenger RNA. It is a transcript of the gene ADRA2B, whose product is annotated as adrenoceptor alpha 2B. The transcript has a single exon. Bases 267 to 1499 code for a protein of 410 amino acids. NCBI's taxonomy places the organism in Eukaryota, Metazoa, Chordata, Amphibia, Anura, Pelobatidae. Gene Ontology annotation, molecular function: epinephrine binding; alpha2-adrenergic receptor activity. Gene Ontology annotation, biological process: adenylate cyclase-activating adrenergic receptor signaling pathway. Gene Ontology annotation, cellular component: plasma membrane. The record is from RefSeq and is a predicted model, not a curated record.